Populus nigra (black poplar) is the source of this 1353-nucleotide messenger RNA. RefSeq names its product LEAF RUST 10 DISEASE-RESISTANCE LOCUS RECEPTOR-LIKE PROTEIN KINASE-like 1.2. Bases 85 to 978 code for a protein of 297 amino acids. The record is from RefSeq and is a predicted model, not a curated record. NCBI's taxonomy places the organism in Eukaryota, Viridiplantae, Streptophyta, Magnoliopsida, Malpighiales, Salicaceae. Gene Ontology annotation, molecular function: polysaccharide binding. The transcript is spliced from 3 exons.
UGGAUCGACCCAAAUCAAUUAUAGUAUGCCGUCGGCCUCUAAUUGCCAGUUUCAUUUCAUCAACAAGCAUUUCCAUUCUAAAACAUGGCCUCUCUAGCUCGUCUUCCUUCUAUUCUCUUCCUUGUCUUCCUCUACACCUCCAUCAAUGGUGACUCUAGUGAUCAAUCACCAAUCACAGCAUGCCCUUCCUUUGACUGCGGUGGUAAUGGCAUCACAAUUAGCUACCCCUUUUGGCACCAAAGUCAACAGUUUGAGCAUUGUGGAUACCCAGGCUUCAAUAUCUCUUGCAGUGACCAAAAUCCAAUGAUCUAUCUCUCCAAUGAUCUUUAUCCUAUUACAAACAUCAACCACUCCAGUAAAUCUCUUACCCUUCACCAUACCAAAAUAAGACGAGCAGAUUGUCCAAAAGUACCCCAUGAUACUAUCACAGUAAAUAGCACUCCUUCACUGUUCAAUUAUACGCUAGGCAAUAAAAUGCUGCAUUUCUUUUAUAAUUGCACACUGUAUCCACCUUCACUUCCACAUAUAGCAUGUUUACAGUAUGGUAUUAAGCAGUCAUAUGUGUUCUUGGAGGGAGCAACACCAGAAUUUGAUUGGCAUAGAUAUUGCGAGUCAGUUGUGAGUGCCCUGGUGAGUGACGAGGCAGUUUAUAGAGACUUGGUUCAGGGUUUUGGUCGGGCAUUGCAAGGUGGUUUCAAGUUGACUUGGAAGCAACUUGAUGGAGCAUGUCAAUCUUGUGAGGCUAGUGGUGGAUUAUGUGGUUAUAACAAUGGUCUACACGAGAAUUUCUUUUGCAUUUGUACCAACAGGAGGCAUUCAACGAACUGUUAUGACCAGGGUGCACUAACUACAGUUAGACCAGAACCUAAUUACAUAUACGUUGCCAUAGGUGCAUUGAUUUUUGGUGGUUCUGUUAUUGCAGCAACUGUGUUUUACUUCACUCAGAAGAAGAAAGUUGGUUCAUACAAACCAGUUUGAGUACAAUACACAGUAGUUGGCAGACAGGUUCCUCUAGAUGUGUGUCAGUGCUUGGGCAUGAUGUGCCUUGCAAUGAGUGGGAUACCCUAUCUGCCUUUCCCAUUUCAUGUACAAAAGAAGAAGAAGAAGAAGAAGAAGAUAACGGUACUUGCAAGUAGUUAACAGUUGCAUGUAGUGGGAAACAAGGCAUUCUAUUUUCACUGAUUGGCUUCAAAUUCCAUUUAUGUACUUGAUUUCACCAAAAUCCUUUCAUGCCUAAAGGAUAUCACUAGUAAGAGCUGCUUUAACUUGCUAUAAAUCUGUAUCAGUAGAAAUGUAAGCCAAAGAAACACUAUAUCAUAUGUUAUUACUAUUAGUUUGUGAUUUAUGAGCUAA